AUGAGUCAUGAUGAGGAUGUAUGCCAUGCUUUAUGGAGUUGCCCCAAGUUACACAAGGUUCGGAAGCAUUUCGGGUUCCUACACCAAUUCCCUACUUCCUUAAGGUAUGCCCCUGACUUUCUCAUGGUGAUGAAGGGGAAGCUUUCAAAAGAUGAGUUUAUUUUCUUCAUUGGUAUUACUUGGCUAAUUUGGUUUCGUAGGAAUAAAUGUAUUUUUCAAAAUAAAGACAUUGAUGAUAGUAUUUGGAUUCCUUGGGCCAUGGAAAUGUUAGAAAUGCACCUUGCUGCUGCCCCAAAAGAUUCACAUCAAAAGCCUACACAGGACAAGGUCUGUUGGUCUCCUCCUCCUUUGGGAUCUUUUAUGAUAAAUACUGAUGCUUCUCUCAUUGAGGGUAAACCAGGUUGUGGCUUAGGAGUCAUUAUUCGUGAUCAUUUGGGUGAGUUAGUCACUGCUGCAACAGACUACAUUCUGGGAUAUCUUUCAGUGCUUAUGGCAGAGACUUUGGCGAUCUGUUUAGCUCUGAAACUAGCUGCUUCUCGAUCCUUGCAGAAUAUUUUCAUAGCUUCGGAUAAUCAAUCAGUGAUCACAGCAUUGAAAGGGCAGACUAGAUUCAACACGGACUGGGGUAAAAUUCUUGAAGACUGCAUCAUAGCAGCCAAAAACUUCAAUACUCUGUCUUUUAAUUUUACUCCUAGAAAGUGUAACAAUGUAGCUCAUUGCUUUGCAAAUUGGAGCCGUGUGGCUCAUGUAUCUGAUGUGUGGACAUCUUUUUUGCCUGAUUGUGCUGCUGCUACUUUGAUAGCAGAUAUGCCCCAAGGCGUUGGUUUGUAA
Messenger RNA from Cannabis sativa, 831 nucleotides. RefSeq lists its product as uncharacterized. Gene Ontology annotation, molecular function: nucleic acid binding; RNA-DNA hybrid ribonuclease activity. The transcript has a single exon. The record is from RefSeq and is a predicted model, not a curated record. Bases 1 to 831 code for a protein of 276 amino acids. NCBI's taxonomy places the organism in Eukaryota, Viridiplantae, Streptophyta, Magnoliopsida, Rosales, Cannabaceae.